This is a messenger RNA of Physella acuta, 6362 nucleotides long. RefSeq names its product TBC1 domain family member 1-like. Lineage: Eukaryota; Metazoa; Mollusca; Gastropoda; Physidae. The record is from RefSeq and is a predicted model, not a curated record.
CCUCCCCCAUGCCGUCCCCCAUGAGCAAGGAGUACCACCAUGACUUCCCCAGCCCCCCUACCUCCCCGGGACCACUACGUCAGCGGAGUGCAACUCUGGACAGCAUUGGACUCUCCCAGGUAGCCAAUGGUCAGCUGGCCAGAAGGAGGGAUGUCAACCACAACAAAACAAACAGUCCUUUGAAAACUACCUUCCUGUUGGUCAGUCCUCAGCAGUCGGAGCAUUUGACCUCAGUCAGCUCCCCUAUGGAUGACUCAGCUUUUCUAGCCUCAGCCAGGAGGCCAAGCUUCUCCUGGAGGAAAGCUAUUUUUAACCGCGUCUGCACCCCCCAACACUCACUGGACUUUGGGGAGGAGGAGGGAGACAGCUGUGAUGGUAAGCUUCACAACACUGUGGAGAUCAGGGCCAUGUGGAAGAAGGCCAUUCUGGAGACGCUGCUGCUGAUUCGCAUGGAGAAGGAGAACCAUGCUGUGAGAGCUCGGCAGGAGGAAGGGGGAGCAACUGUCAGCAGAAAGUUGGACUACCAAGAGUUGACUCCCUGCUUGAAAGAGAUCACUACAGUGUGGGAGCAGAUGCUGUCCCUGCAUGGGGAUGAGGGGAGAGAUGGGGAUAUAGGGGAGGAUGAGAAGGCCAUUCCCAUGGUCAAACUCCUGGACUAUGUCAAAAAAGGUGUUCCGCGGACACUGAGGGGACAGAUAUGGCUGUUCUUGAUGCAGCAGAGACAGAUGAGCAGCACCGUGCCGGACAGCGGCUGCACCAGUGCUGAUUAUGAGGAUCUGCUGAAACAGCUGACCACACAUCAACAUGCUAUACUCAUUGACCUAGGCCGCACCUUCCCCUGCCACCCCUACUUCGCCAAGGCCCUAGGCCCAGGUCAACUGGAGUUGUUUAACCUGCUGAAGGCCUACAGUCUGCUGGACACUGAAGUGGGCUACUGCCAGGGACUCUCCUUCAUUGUGGGCAUGCUGCUCAUGCAUAUGGAAGAGAUAUCAGCUUUCCAUGUACUCAAGUACAUCAUGUACGACCUUGGCCUUCGUAAACAGUUCAGACCAAACAUGAUGGCAUUGCAGAUCAAGCUGUACCAGCUGACCAGACUCCUACAUGACCACUACAAGGACGUGUAUGAACACUUUGAGAACCACGAGAUCUCCCCAACCUUGUACGCGGCCCCCUGGUUCCUCACACUGUUUGCCUCACAGUUUCCCCUGGGCUUUGUGGCCAGGGUUUUUGACAUGUUGUUUGUCCAGGGGAUUGAUGCCCUCUUUAAAGUGGCCUUAAUGUUGAUUGGCAACCACAGGGCUCUGAUCCUGCAGUGUGACUCGUUUGAGUCUGUGGUCGACUUCCUUAAGACAACCCUGCCUGAGAUGGUCCAGGUGCAGAUGGAGCGCAUUAUAAACCAGGCCUUUGAACUGGACAUCAGCAAAGAGCUCCAGGCCUACGAGGUGGAGUACCACGUCCUCAGUGAGGAGAUGACCUUCUCACCUGGCCACGACGUCCACAGCGCCAGACUGUACCAGCACAGCAAGAGCCAGCCCGCAGUCUCAGACAGACCCUCCAGACUGGUGGAGCGCAGGAGGUCGUCUAUUGACAUUGAGAUGAUGUACCGCGUGGAGCAGCAGAACAGGGCUCUCAAGAACCAAAACAUUGAGCUGCUAGAGAGACUACAACACACCCAGUCACAACAACGCAGUCACGAGCUGAGCGUCCACACCCACGAGAUAGAGCAAGAGAAGCUCAAGUCACACAUCAGAACCCUGGAGCUGGAGCGAGGCGCCCUCCUGCAGGCCGUGGCCAUCCUGCGCAAGCUGAUCCCACGGGAGGCCCUGCAGCAGCUCAACCUGACCCUACCCCCCAUGCCGGAGUCGUCCUCGCCUGUCAUGCGGAUGGUGUUGUCGACGGCAACGCAGACAGAUCUUGAGACGCAUCUUCCAAGUUCCUCUCCACAGAAAUCAACCUCGUCAAACUUAACGAAUACAAACUCCACACAGACAGGUUCAUUGCCUAAUGAACCUGAACUAAUUAAACCAUCAAAGAAUGUUUCAGUGUCGGCGCCACCUUCCAACCAUGUCUCAAACAUCCCCGUACCAGGUCCAUCCUUGAACCUCACCCUGGGGCAGGAGACGCCAUCAGCGUCCACUUGUGUGGCUGCCGUGGAACCAAAGACCCCCUCCCAUGUCUCCGUGUCCUCCCCAGGGGUUGGUGCCCCAUCUCAGCUGCUGACCACCACAGCAUCGGGCGCCACUGAAUCCUAUCCUUCCAGAAGUAUUUCCAACUCGGCCAGUAGCCACCAGCCCAGCAACCCCCUGACCCCUGAAGAGAGGAGACGCACUGUUAAAGUUGUUGUCCAACAGUCCCCUACAUCCAGCUGUCCAGACAGACCGAAUGUCAGCAGAUAGAAUUCUGUGUCAACAGCUAGGAUUGGUUGACUUUGUUGAGAGGACAACUACCAUUGGAUGGUUAUACACCAUGUGACUUGCUAUCAGGUUAUUUAUCAACCUUGUGAUUUAUCAACUGAGCCUCAAGGACAACUGUGAUUGGCUGAUUUGAGCACAUGUGACAGGUUAAAACCUAAGUUGUGAUUGGUUGACCAGGUUUUAAGGACAUCUGUGAUUGGCUUAUCAGGUAGUUGGGACCACAUGACUUCCAAUGUGAAAACAAACAACACCUAAAACUUGAAUGAAAACAGUCAGUGUAAUGCUUUAGCUAACCUUUCUUGAAUGAUUCACUCUACGGCUAAGUGUUCAGAUUUUAACCCCCUCUUCCAGCUGAAAGAUUGUUAUAUCCAGAUUUAGCAGUGUUGAGAUUAUGUUGAAAUUUAUUGUCCCAACUAUAUCUUCUCUCAAGUCACUUGAAGUUAAUACAACUGGGAUUUAAAUGGCAAUAAUUAAGUCGGUACCAAAUUAUAACUUCAUAUGAUUCUUUGUGUGUGUCAUAUUUUAUAUUAAAUAUUGUUAUAUAUAAAAUUUAAGUUUAAAUUGUAAAUAUUUGGCUUGAUGCCAUGUGAUAGUCUAAAAACUAAAUCAAACCCAACUUUUACAGAUUAAAAUUUGGAUGGUGAGGGUUUAAGAUAACCAGUUUUUGUUAUUUUAAAAAAUACUAUAAAAAGAAAUCUCACAUGUAUCCGUAUCCUGGCUGGGUGAGCCAUGGAUUCACUAGUGCCUAUGUAUGGAUGAUAUUCCAGUUGUAAUACUGUCAUUACAUCACACUUUGUAUGUAUAGUUUAGAAAAUGUGUUAAUUGAACCAUUAUUUCAUUAAUUAAAUACACAGUGUGUAUGUAGAGUCUAAAAAUGUGUUAAUUGAAUCAACUGUCAAUACAUUAAUUAGAUAAUUUAAUGUUUAGCCAAAAAAAAAUUGUGUUAUGUGAAUCAACUUAACAGUUUAUACUUUAGUAGUUCUGCAUGAUGAUAUUUGUGACUAUGUCAGAUCAUGAAUGAUUCAAUGCUUUGUUCCUAGGCUAAGAGAUUUAUUUUAAAUUUUUUUUUCUCUCAAUAUUGUGAUUUAAGUUGCCUUUUUGUUUUGCAGUGGAAGUUUUCAACUUCACCAUUUUAUUGCUGCAUAUCAAUAAUUACCAUCCCUAGUGUUUAUUUUUGUACAAAUUUUGCAAAGUUUGUUCCCUUGAUAUUUACAUUUGUGAUAGUCUUUCACAAUAAUGUAUGUUCAAGUUUUCUCUACAGUCAAUGUAGACCACCCAACCUAAUGGAUGUUAAUCUGUCAGGGGAGAUCAGCUGAACACCAAUGCUGUUACAUGAAGCACUAAAACAUUUAAGGGGAGAAAACUAAAGUUUGUAAACCUUAAUAUAUUUCUGAUCUGUGGUUAUUGUGGGAAAAUAAAAUUCAAAACAUGUAUUUUAAUUAACAAUUUAAUGACCAAAGAAUUUAAUAUAUUUAUUUGAUAAGGGUAUGGGUAGAAACAUAUAUUUAUUUAUUUUGUGAAACCGGAUUUAAAUUUGAGUUACUCUAAAAAGUAAGUGAUAUACAUGCUCUUAAAUUCCGUGGUCGUUCUACAAAUAUUUAUGUGCAAUAAUGAACUUCUCUUGUUAUACCAUUGAAUGGAUCUGAAUUAAAGCUUUUUAUUUUAAUUUUCUAACCCACUUAUCAAAAAAGUAUUUUAUAAGUGUUAAGUAACUUUUCUUUUACUGGAAUUAUCUUUUAUAUGACUCUACAAUUUAAAAUUAGCUAAUUGUAAUCUCAAUUUAUUUUAAAACUUGGAUUUAUUUUAUGAAGUUGUUAUUAGAUUUAAGUUGGUACAGCUUUUAUACAAGAAACUCUUGUACUACUCUAGACUAUACUGUUGUACCACUACUCUAGACUAUACUCGUGUACCAAUAUACUCUAUAUUGUUGUACCAUUAUACUCUAGACUAUACUGUUUUACCAUUAUACUCUAGACUAUACUGUUGUACCAUUAUACUCUAGACUAUACUGUUGUACCAUUAUACUCUAGACUACUUUUGUACCAUUAAACUCUAGACUAUACUGUUGUAUCACUUUACUCUAGACUAUACUGGUGUAUCACUUUACUCUAGACUAUACUGUUGCACCAUUUUGCUCUAGACUAUAUUGUUGUACCAUUAUACUCUAGACUAUACUGUUGUACCAUUAUACUCUAGACUAUACUGUUGUACCAGUACUCUAGACUAUACUGAUCUACCAUUGUAUUCUACCCUUGUUCCAUUACUCCACAUCUCAUACAGAAUCUCACUCCCAAUACACUAAGAACAAAAUCUGGUGACAAACUUGGUUUUACAAUGUGAUUUCAUUGAAUUAUUUAGCCUAUAACUUGACCAUGUUUGCAGUGUUAAGGUAUUGACAAUUUUCCAUUUUGUUGGAGCUCAAAAUAUUUUAUGCUGGUCAUUUGCUGGUCAGUUGGUGAUCAUCAACAGGCCAGUAAGACAUUCCAAACGAUUGAUUGGACAUAGGACAUAAGGUUUUACAUUGGGGUCUUACAAUCAUUGGGGUCUUACAAUGAUUGUGGUCACUCAAUAAUUGUGGCUUUACAAGGAUUGUGACCUAACAAAGAUUGUGGUCACACAAUGAUUGUGAUCUUACAAUGAUUGUGAUCUUACAAUGAUUGUGAUCUUACACUUAUUGUGGUCACACAAUAAUUGUGGUUUUAUGAUGAUUGUGGCUAACAAAGAUUGUGGUCUUACAAUGAUUGUGAUCUUACAAUGAUUGUGGCCUUACACUUAUUGUGGUUACACAAUAAUUGUGGUUUUAUGAUGAUUGUGGUCUUACAAUGAUUGUGGUCUUACAGUAAUUAAAGUCUCACACAGAUAGUGGUCCCAGAGACCAUCAUCUCAAAAGGUUUCAUUUUUUUUAGACCCUGGUCUCAUUGAUAGAGGCCCCUCCGUUAUAUGUUAUAUUGAUAAUUUUACCCCUUAGUGUGUUUUCUCUUCCAUGGCCUGCCUCACUGCUUGUAGACCAGACUUCUGAUUUUGACCGGAACAAAUUACACAAAACUAUUUUCCUCUACAAUCUUGUAUUAUUGGCAUUACAAUAAACUGUGAAUUUUAUGUAUUUUUCACUGGGGUAUUUAUAAUUGUAUUGAUAAACUUGUCAUUUUAUGUUUUUUUCCUGCAGUAUUUGUAUUUGUUGAUAAACCUGGUAUAUUUUGUGUCUGUUCUGCAGUAUUUGUAUUGUUGAUAAACCUGGUAUUUUUUUAAUCUGUUCAUUCUGCAGUAUUUAUGUUGAUAAAAAUGAGAUAUAAGGGGAGGUAAGAGAAGCUUUUAACCUCUCCAGUAUGUGUUGUGUGUCAUAUAACUGUCCUGACAUUAUCCCACAGAUGUCACACCCAAUCAAUGAAUGUCAUAUUCACGUCACUGUUGAAUAAUGAAAUAUUCUGUAUUCUGUCCUGAAAAUGUCAUGACUAUCAUAGUUCAGUUACGCGUGUCAUUAUGUAUAUGACACUAAUGUCAUGUACAGCAAAUGUCAAAUGUCCAUCAAUGCAUGUUCAUGAGGUGUUGAUAACCAGUGCCAAAUAGUUCUCCAAAUGCCUUUAGACUAUUUGAGUUUAUAACAAAUCUAUUUGGGCAAGGAGCUCAUCACGUAGUGGCUAUCAUAAGUUUGCCAAAAUUAAUUUAGCUCUAUUGUUUUAAAGUGAUGUUAUUUUAGUAUUUGUUUGAGGAUACGCAACAAGUAUGUAUGUGCUUGUGGUAAACGCGUAUUGAACAAUCUGGCAAGUGAGGCUACAUGUGUUUAGGCUAUCUGGUACGUAUGGUGUAAUAAAUUAAAAGAAUUUAAAAACAUUUUAGUGUAAAUUUUUUUAAGAGACUGGUAGAUGCAUGGGCCUGUCAUUUGUAGCAAAGUUUGGUUAGAAAAUGUAAUUUUAGCUGGUUGGAAAAAUUAUUUUUGCCAGAAAAUUG